ACUCUCUGGCCGUGCGCGCGCAUUGGCUAACUAAUCUCUUCCCUGGAUAGGCGCGCGCGCUCCCGUCUGCGUUCAAUCCCGGAGGUCGCACACAUGGCGGCGGCGGCACACCGGUGGAGGGAGCGAUAGGAGAACCGCUACUAUCACCGGCCACAGUUGUCCUUAUUUGCAUGGAGUACAUUAUCUCAUCACCUCGGAUCCCAACAGACGACGUUUAAACUUUACCAGCGGGGGGAGAAAAGGGAGUAUUUAUCCAUGUUUUCUUCAGCCAUAAAGACCUAUCGAUAAUUCGUCAUGGACUUGGAGUGGUCAGGAUUGACCAUUUUCCUCCAUUUGGCCGGGUUGGUUUUGGCUUUGUCCACCCCUGGCGCAACAUCCGAGUCUGCCACUCUGCGCUUCUUGGGGCCGACAGACUUUGUCGUCAACGAGAGCAGCACGGCUGUGGUCCGGCUGGUCGUGGAGAGAGUGGGCGACCCCAUCAAUGUCACGGCUUUGGUUCUGCUGGAUGGAGCCGACACAGGCGAUUUUGAGGCUGUCAAUGCUGCCGUCUUUCUGCUGUCCAUUGAAUCCAGUAAGACCAUAUUCAUUGCAGUGAAAGACGACGAUUUCCCUGAAGCGGACGAGACGUUCACUUUUAACCUCACGCUUCAGAGCUCCUCCAACGGCGUGACUCUGGGAACACCCAACAAAGCCACCAUAACAAUCCUGUCCAAUGAUAACGCCUUUGGAAUCGUCGCCUUUAACGCAACCGAGGUCAUAGUUGACGAACCAAGAGGAGGAAACGAGUUCGUGCCUCUCACUCUAAUCAGGGAAAAGGGGACAUAUGGAACGGUGACUGUGAAUUUUGAGGUCUCUGGGGGGCCCAAUCCUGCCUUUGAGGACCUCGCUCCAGACAGUGGCAAUAUCACAAUUCCUGUUGGACAUUCUGUCAUUCACUUCAGCAUCCUCAUCCGUGAUGAUCAGAUUCCAGAAAAUGAUGAAGUGUUUUCAGUCAGGCUCACGGGCAUCGGAGGUGGAGCUCUCCUCAGGCCUAACGGCAGCAGCAUUCAGCUGAGGAUCCGACGUAAUGACAGCCCACUGAGGUUCUCACACUCGAUCAUAGCAGUUCCAGAGUCUGCUGGGGUCAUCGCCCUGAAUGUGACACGUGGUCGGCUGAGUGAGGAUGGGCCUCUUGUCGGUUCUGUUGACACUGAGGUUUCUGUGGACUAUAUGCUUGUCAGUGGCAAAGGUCCGGUCAGCGCCACAGCUGAUGAGGACUUCAUCAACCUGCAGCCGGUCAGGACUGUCACCUUCCCUCCAUUUGUCUACAAGACAAGCUUAUUUUUUAACAUCACGGAUGAUGAAGAGCCAGAAAUCGCAGAGUCUUUCCAAGUGGUCCUGCUGGAGGCAAGCCUUAAAGGAGACGUGGUGCUCGUUUCACCCUCGACUGUGCUUGUGACCAUCGAGCCGAAUGAUAAGCCACAUGGUGUCCUGUCAAUCAGCAGCAGUACAUUCAUUCAACCAAUCAGCAUCGACGAGGACCUGACACAGAGAUUUGAGGGCAUCGUUAUUGUUAGAAAUGGAGGUAGCUAUGGAGAAGUGUCUGCCAACUGGUCCAUUAGUCGAAACUCAAAUGUCCUCACACCAGUAUCUGAUGACUUGGCACCUGAGGCUGGCGUGGUGACCUUUGCCCCUGGCCAGGUAACCGCUGUGAUUCCAAUAAAUAUCCUAACUGACGAUCUACCCGAAGAGGCAGAAGCUUUCGUUCUAAGGCUGCUGCCGGAUUCUGUGACUGGGGAUGCUGAAGUGGACGAACCAAUGGAGAUGCUGUUUUACAUCCAAGACAGUGACGACGUCUAUGGCAUAUUUCGCUUCAACCCUGAAAAAGAGCAAAGCAUCCAAAGUCAACCUGAAGGCCGUUUUCUAAAACUCAACUUCCUGCGGGACGGUGGCAUGCUGGGCAAAGUCUCAAUGAGUCUCACAGCCCUCUAUAUUCCAGCAGGACCCAUAGAUCCAGAACUGGCACGAGACCAGGUUCUAAAUGUUAGCAGAACUGUGAAUGUUGUCUUCUCUCGUGAACGCACGGCUCUCGUCGUACUGCCUAUCAGGAAUGAUGCUUUUCUGCAGAAUGGAGCUCAUUUCUUCAUUCAGUUGAAUGCCCUGGACCUUGUUGACAUCACUCCCAUGAUUCCUUCAAAAAGUCCAAGGUUUGGGGGCCAUGUCAACCUCACCCUGACAGUCACUCCUGAUAUUGCCAAUGGAGAAAUUGGUUUCACAAGUAACAGCACAGUUGCGGUUCAUGAACCAGAGAGCAGCAACAGCAGCAUGGUGAGCCUUCCGCUACGGCGUGACGGCACAGACGGUCAAGCUGUUGUGUUCUGGAGUCUCAAGCCAAUCGGAAUCAACCGUGAGGACAUAACAUGGAAUGAUCUGGAACCUCUCAACGGCUCUGUUGUCUUCAUGUCCGGGCAGAGCGAGGCCUUCAUAAACCUUACAAUCAUUGCUGACAAUACACCAGAAGUCAAUGAGACCUUGCUGCUUACCCUAGAUAGGAGUAAUGUUGAAAAUCAAAUCCUGAAAGCUGGCUUUACCACCAGAGAGAUUGUCAUCAUGGAGAACGACAACCCCGGGGGAGUCUUUGAGUUCUCUCCAUCCUCCAGAGGUCCAUGGUUGAUCAAUGAGGGUGAGGCCGUAGAGCUCCAUGUGGUCAGAGCCCAGGGACAGCUGCUGAAACAGCUGCUGCGAUAUGCUGUCGUGCCUACCGGCAACACCGAAUUCUAUGGUGCAACUGGCAUCUUGGAGUUUAAACCAGGCGAGAGGGACGUGGUGGUGGCCCUGGUGGCCAAGCGUGAUGGUGUGCCAGAGAUGGAUGAGACUUUCUCCAUUGUACUCAGCAGCCACAGCACUCCUCCCAGUCGCCUCGGAAGCCACACGGAGGUCAACGUCACAGUGCGCAGGAAUGACGACCCCUUUGGAGUCAUAGAAUUCAGGGAUUCGGGAACAGCACUGCCCAUCAGUGAAAGCAAAGGAAACGAAACAUUCCAAGCGACCUACUUCGUGCAGAGGAGCAGGGGGCUCUUCGGGGAAGUGUCUGUUUCAUGGAUCCUAGAGCCAGCUUCAUCUGAAGAUGUUAGCCCUGUCCAGGGAAACAUCACGUUCAAGGAGGGGGACUCCUUGAAAAACCUAAUUCUCCUCUCCUUACCAGAUGAGAUACCUGAAGGUCUGGAGAAUUUCAUAGUCACUCUGGUGAACACGAGUGGAGGAGCGAGGCUGGGAAGCAGAGUGUCAGCCAAUUUUCAGAUCAGUAAAAAUGAUGACCCCAUUUAUUUUUCUGAACCUAUCGUCAGGAGGCUUCAGGAGGGCGACGUGGCCAUUUUCAGUGUUGUGCGGGCGGGUCAACCGGACGGCGUGGACACAGUGGCGUAUCGUGUGGAAUAUGGUGAUGCGUCACCUGGUGACCUCACUCCCCUCAGUAAUGACACAUUGUUGGUGUACGGCAUAGGGGAAUGGAUGCAAAACAUCUCUGUGGCCAUAGAAGACGACAACAUACCAGAGACCGAUGAGCGCUUCUUCAUUCACUUGUAUAAUGCCACCGGGGAUGCGGUGGUGUAUGGAGCAGACAUGGCUACUGUGGUCAUUGAGGCCAAUGAUGACGCCAGUGGCAUUUUCUCACUGGAGCCAACAGAAAAGACGGUUGAAGAGGGGAAAAGCAAUAACUUUGAUGUCUUGCGAGCGCGAGGUCGUUUUGGAAACAUAACAAUCUUCUGGCAGCUCUACGCCAAUGACUCCGUCACUCCAUUGUUGCAAAGUCAAGAAUUUACCGUCACCUCUAGCUCACUCACUUUCACCACUGGAGAAGAUUCCAAAGCAAUUAUCCUGGAGGCCAUCUCUGAUAAGCUUCCAGAAUUCAAUGAGUUCUUUGUCCUCAGACUGGUUAAUAUUUCUGAUGGCCGACUUGCUUUGACGUCUCUGAGUGCCUCGGUUGUCAUUCCCUUCAAUGACGACCCGUAUGGUGUGUUUGCCAUCGCCGACCGUGAUCUGGACCAAGAAGUAGCAGAGGAUGUACUGUCAGAGGAGGAUAUGGCGGACGUCACUUCCUUUACCAUCCUCCGACAGCAGGGUACUUUUGGUGACGUGCGGGUUGCCUGGGAGAUCGUAUCCGGCCACUUCCCAGACGGUCUUCCGCUUAUGGAUGACCUGCUUCUUCUUGCGUCCUUCCCGGACACGGUCGAGCUCAGGCCUCGUGCCAGAAGACACCACUCUGCAACAGACACACUUUUUUUCUCUGGACGUCACGGAGCCUACGGGACCAUCUCACCUGAAGAUUCGCCUCCUUUGCCGGGCAACUUUACAUUCGCUGCUUGGCUGGUUCCCAGAGUGGACACUGAUGGCUUCAUUGUCUCCAAAGGAAUCACAAAUGCUACCUUGUAUUAUGGCAUGAAAGUCCACACCAAUGAGUCUCAUAUCACGGUGAAGUUUUACUACACUGUGACAGGAUCGAAUAAUACCCAAGUAGCGCAGGCCACUAGUGCCAAAUUUGUGGAAGAUAACACAUGGCUCCAUUUGAUCAUUUCUGUGGAUGAUGGAAUUAUUCAGUUUUUCCUGGAUGGGAACCCCAUUCCUGGAGGCCUGAAGAGCAUUAAAGGAGAAGGCAUUACUAAUGGUCCUGCUUCUACGUUCAUUGGAUCAGAUCCAUUAGGUCAACAGCGGUACACAGGACUCCUUCAAGAUGUCCGCUUGUACCAUACCAGACUUAACCGUAGCCACAUACGUGAGCUUCACAGCCAACCUGCAAAAACGGACCUGCGCAGCGUCUCAGGUUACCUCCGAUAUAAGCCGCAGGAGAGCCAGAAGUCCUUUGUGGUGGAAGUCAAGGAUGAUGAUGAAGAGGAGGGGGAGGAAGUGUUCUACCUGCAGCUGGUGGCCGUAAAUGGCGGCGCCCGCCUGCCCUUUCCCCGGCCCACGGCCGUGAUACGCGUCAUGAAGAGCGACAAUGCCAACGGGCUUUUUGGGUUCACGGGUGGCUGCAUACCUGACACCACUGAGGAGGGUUCAACAGUUUCCUGUGUUAUUGAGCGGAUGCGAGGCUCUCUGGACCACGUCUAUGUCAAUUAUUCUGUGAUCCAAGUGAAUGGCGUGAACAGUGAAAUGCCCGCACAUGAGGAUUUUCUCAAUGCCACCGGAGCUGUACUUUUCAUGAGUGGGCAGCGCUCGGAGGUACUGAACCUCGUGGUGUUGGAUGACAACCUCCCUGAGUUGGCAGAGACCUUUCAAGUCACACUGGUGUUAGCGGGAUCCAGUGAUGGGAAACUCGGCUCAACUCCUACCAGCGGCGCUAGCGUUGACCCCAGUCGUUCUGCUAACACAGUCACUGUCAUGGCGAGUGACCAUCCCUAUGGCCUGCUGCAGUUCCAAGCUCAUCUUCCAGGCGAGGGAUUGAUCGCCCCUGCUUUGGAACCCGCGCACAUCGUUGUCCAAGAGGAAGACGGACAAGUCCGACUGCCGGUGGCCAGGGCCCAAGGCCUUCUGGGGAGGGUCAUGGUGGGAUACAGGACGACCCCCUUCACAGCAUCCAGCCCGGAAGACUACGAGGAAUCAGAGGGUAUGCUGGACUUUCUCCCGGGAGAAAGGUUAAAGUUCAUUACGGUCACCAUUAUUGACAAUCCUGUUCCCGAGCUGGACAAGGACUUUAGAGUGGAGCUCUACAAUACUGAUGGAAGAGUGGAUCCUUUUCUGCAUGUUGAGGAAAGUGGUAGUGGGGAAAGUGACUCUGAUUUCUUGCCCUCAUCCUUUCUCCACCAUGCCAGCUUGGGAGCUGCCUCCCGCAUCACAGUUACCAUCGCAGCUUCUGAUGAUGCCCACGGGGUCUUUGAAUUCAGCCCUGCCUUCCUGUCUGUGAACGGGACAGAACCUGAGGAUGGACAAAGCUCUGUGGUUCUACAGGUGAAUCGGUCCUUUGGCGAUCUCUCCAUUGUGACUGUGAAGUGGGAAGCUGAUCCUAGCUCAGAAGGGGAACUCUUAAACCAGUCUGGAAACAUCUCUUUUGGUGUUGCUCAGACAUCAGUGCCCAUCAUCAUCACUGUGGCCCAGGACGAGGUCCCUGAAUUGGACAGGAAUUUUACCGUGUCUUUGGUUCAUGUGUCUAAUGGACGUCUGGGUGUCAAAACUUCUGCAACACUAACUGUGCUCGCCAGUGACCACCCAUAUGGUGUCUUUGUUUUCCCUAACACCACAAGGCCUGUUCGUCUGCCUGAAGGUGACUCAGCUGUUACCCUCAGCAUACUGCGACAGAAAGGCCACAUGGGACAGGUGUGUAAUGUUUUGUCACACUUUUACAACAUUGUUUUUUUUUUGUUUUUUUUUUUUCAAACUUGUGUCAUUUUCUUCCCAUUUGCCAAGGUGCGAGUCACAUUCAAGACACUAAAAGAAGCAGAUCCUGCACCUUACAGGACACCCGGGGUGGGCCGAGCCACUGAAGGGCAGGACUUCGUUCCAAUUUUAGAUUCAGUUGUUUUCUUGGCCAAUCAAAGUGAAGCAAACAUCACUGUCAGUGUGUUGGAUGAUGAGGAUCCAGAGAGAGAUGAGUCUGUGUUUGUACAGUUGAUCAGCGUUCAGCUUGUCAAAGGAGACCAGGAGAGGCCCAUUUCCAACUCCCCCUCUCUUGGCCCCAGGAUAGAAAUUGUAGCCCAGGUGGUAGUGGAGGCUAGUGAUGAUGCCUUUGGCGUCCUUCAGCUGUCAGCUUCUGCUGUCAGCGUGGCUGAAGACUAUGUCGGACCGAUCAUAAAUGUCACACGUGUAGGCGGGAUAUUUGCAGACGUAUCUGUCAAGUUCAGAGCCGUGCCUUUGACCGCCAGAGUCAGUGAAGACUACAGCGUGGCCUCCUCUGAUGUUGUUCUUCUUGAAGGGGAAUCCAGCAAAUCCGUACCCAUUUAUGUCAUCAAUGAUGUGCUCCCGGAACUGGAGGAGACCGUUGUUGUCGAGUUGAUCAAUCAAACAACUGGAGGAGCGCUGCUGGGAGAGCUCACACGUGCCACCAUCACCAUAUUGCCUUCUGAUGACCCUUUUGGUGCCUUUGUCUUCCAUGCUGCUCCAGUCACCAUAGAGGAACCAGUAUCCAACUCUAUUCCAGUUGCCCUGCCAAUAGUUCGUAAUGCUGGUACUAUUGGGACAGUGGUAGUCCAAUGGAAGGCCACUGUUAAUGGUCAGCUUGCAGUGGGGGACAUCAGACCUGCAUCGGGAGAGGUGACCUUUGCUCCCGGAGAAAUCACAAAGACUCUCCAAGUGGAGGUCUUAGGGGAUGACGUUCCUGAAAUCACUGAGAUUAUAAAGAUAGAACUCACCAGCGCUAGUAAUGGUGGGAACCUCGGAACAGAUAAAUCUGUUAACAUCAAAGUGCCUGCUAACGACAAUCCACAUGGGACAGUGUACUUUGGACAGUCUGUUUACCGGAUCCAGGAGCCACUAGAAGGAGUCUUGGGAGCCAAUAUUACUGUCCACAGAAGAGACGGGCAGUUUGGCCGCCUCCAAAUCCUGUACAGCACAUCGGAUAUCGACCCAGUCGGUUUAGCUCAGGCUGAGGGCCAAAACUUGCUGACCUUCUACGACAUCCCAAAACCAGGGCUUCCAUCCACGUCCCCUCAAGGUUCACUUAACAUCACCGGUCAGAAGGAUCCCUUGUCUGCCUGUGCUGCUGGGUGCCUGAGAGAACGUGCUUGCCAAGCCUUCUCCCUAUCCUCAAGCACAAUCCCGCCACCCUGCACUUGGGUGACUUCGGGGGCUGAUAAACUUGAAACAAAGUCUCAGAUCAUGACUUAUGUGAAAAAUGUGACUGCAGCUGCUGACCUGUUCAGCAGCCAAGCCUCCGCAGGGACCGACUACAUCCCUGAGAUGGCCAAAAGUGCCUUUAUGGAGGAUGGCUCAGGGGAAGCAAACCUCACUGUGCUCAUUUUGACAGAUAAGUUCCCUGAAAUGGAUGAAAGCUUUGCUAUACAGAUUUUAAAGAUAGGGCUGCUGAAUGUGACCACAGACCAGAAGAACCUGCCCUCUCUUGGCCAGCCACAUAAAGCAGUGGUCACCAUAGCGUUGAACGGGGAUGCGUUUGGCGUGUUUUUGAUAUACAGCUCCAGUGCCAAUGCCACCAACGAAGGGCUCUACGUUGAGGUCCGUGAAGAGCCUUGGGUGGUGGUUCCUCUGGUCAUUGAAAGGAGAGGAGGCAACUUGGGAGCAGUCACUGUGGAGUGGAGGUUUGUUGGAGGAAAUGCCAGACCAGAUACAGACUUUACUGGAACUGGGGGAACUUUGGUUUUCGAUGGUGAUCUCAAGAAGACAAUCGAGAUUGAAAUCAGAGACGAUAUUGAGCCAGAAGACAACGAGAGCAUCAUGAUCGGUCUUGUUAAUACGGAGGGAGGAAGUCGUAUCCUCCCCAGCUCAAAUACCGUCAACAUCGUAAUUCUAGCUAAUGAUAACGUGGCCGGCAUCGUGGGUUUCCAUCCAGCAUCACGUUCAAUCAUCGCCAGAGAGGGGCAAAAGCUGGCCUUGUCAGUUUUGAGAACUGCUCCAGGUGUGGGUAAUGUCACAGUGAAUUGGACAAUAUGGGGUCCACUUUUACAACAGACGUUCACUCACCACUCAGGGACACUUUUAUUUCAUGAGGGACAGCUAAACAAUACCAUCGUUGUGGAGGUUCUUGAUGAUCUGAUACCAGAGGACAAAGCGCAAUACAAAGUUUUCCUGACCAACAUCCAAACCUUUGGUGUUGCGGUGCCAGGCCACGCCACACUUGACAUCCAGGGAAGUGAGGCGAUGUUUACAGUGGACACCAGUGACGAACCUUAUGGGCUGCUUACCGUUGCAUCAUCGUCCCUAAGGGUGACCACUGAGGAGAGAGAGCACACCAUAAAUGUCUACAUCAACAGAGAGUCUGGAGCGUCAGGAGCUGUGAAUGUCACCUAUGAGGUUCUGAAAGGUUCCCUGGAGGACCUCUCCCAGGUAGAAGGUGUUCUUGCUGACCCAGGACAAGACUUCUUGGCAGGAACAGGUUCUGUGAUUCUUCAGGAGGGUCAGACUUCUGUUGCUAUCCCUGUCACCAUACUGGAGGAUGACAUUCCAGAGUUGCAAGAAUACUUCCUGGUUAACAUUACAUCAGCAGUACUUCUCACAACCCUUGCCACAGUUCCUCACCUAGACACGCGGGGUUUGGUGGCAGAGGUCAGCAUUGGUCCUAAUGAUGGAAUUAGAGGAGUCAUUGAUUGGACGAACACCAUGUUUGAAGUGAAUGAAACGUUAGGGAUUCUGACCCUAGUGGUCUACAGGAACAAGGGCGCAUAUGGGAAUGUUUCUCUUUUGUUCUACGCGCAGAACCUUGAAGCUCAGCAAGGGCUGGACUACAACACCAGUGAAAUGGUGCUUCAUUUUGUCAACGGUGAAAGACAUAAAUUUGUAGAAGUCCAGAUCAUUGAUGACAUCAUUCCUGAGGGAGCUGAACGAUUCCAGAUGAUACUGACCGAUCCGUCACCUGGGCUUGAACUUGGCACCAAUACUACAGCCACUGUGAAUAUCCUAGCGAGCGACGAUGGACAUGGUGUCCUAUCUUUUAAUACCAGCGGGCCUUUCUUACUGAAAGAACCCACAUCUGGCCUGGGGCUGAGCGAGAGCAUGGCCGCCCUCUAUGUGGUUCGGAUCCCCCAAGAGGGCACAUUUGGUACUGUGACUGUGCAGUUUACCAUCACAGAUGCCUACGGCAGUCUUGCCAAUGGUGAUCUCAUUCCGACACGAGGGUUUGUGGUGCUGGAGGAUGGUGUCAGGUUUAAGAUGUUGGAGAUCCGAGCGUUGCUGGAUGCUGAGCCUGAAGUGAAUGAGACAUUCACAGUAACCCUGUCCAACCCAACCGGGGGCGCACGUCUCGGUGCCCCACUGCACGCUGCCAUCACCGUCCUUGAGAACCUGGCGCCGUCGGGCUUGUUCUGCAUUGGACCCACUCUCAAUAGAAGUAGCACAGAAGUGGUGGCAAAUGAAGGAAUUGGAACCAUCUUCCUCACAGUGUCUCGCAGCAAUGGCUUGGAGUCUGCUGUCAGCGUGGAGUGGGGGACCCAGUCUGACACAGCUGUUGGUUCUGAGGGCCCUCUCUCAAUGAUGGGUUUGUACCAAAGUUUUGAGGACACCCCCACAUCCACAUGGUGCUCUAUCCCUUGGAUGCCAUCCAUCCUUGCGGUCAGACUUGAUAAGAGUCCUGCUGUGGGAUCCUCCCAUACAUUGGCCACUAUCUAUCAAUGGCAAGGAGUUUUUGUGCCCAUAGUGUCUGCUCGGAUUCAGGACCCGAGCUCCUGUGUUGGGUUUGCAAUUGAAAACACAAGCUACAUCGCCAUCACCCAUGGCGGUGCCCCUUUUGCCCCUGCCACCAACCUGAGCAUCUUAAAACUACACAGGGACCUCAAUGUCACAUUGGAACAAAUCAUAGGCGUGGAAGCUCUGGAAGUGAAACACUUCUCAAAUGAAGACAAAGAUUUUCUUAUAGCAUCAAGUCAGAUAUUUGUUUGGACCGGCAGCUCCUUCAAUCUCCUGCAAACCCUCGACUUUAAAGAAGAUAUUGUCAGUGUGACGCCAUUCACCCGCACAGAUGGGCUUUAUUUGGUAGUUUGCUUAAACAGCAAGACGAACAGCUGCUUCCUUCUUCACUGGAGUGGCGGAAGAUUUAGGAAUGCACAGCCCCUCCCUGUCACGGGCAGGGUCAGCCAGGUGGAGACAGUCAAGAGAGCAGAGGACACGUUUGUUUUGGUGCUUCUUCAAGGUGUGCUUCUUUCCUGUGAGGUGCUCCGAUGGAAAUUAGGCCAGAGUUCACCUGAGCUGCAUCAGUCCAUUCCUCACCCAGGCCUCACCUCAAUUCAUCCGUUCACAGCUCAUUCUGAACUCUUUUACAUCCUGCUAGCUGGUAGAAAUAGGUCUUCACUUUACUCCUGGAGGUCUGAUGCCAGCCUCUUCACCAUCAUACUGGAGGCCCCCCCGGCUAGGAAAUUCCUUUCCUUUGAAGUCCCAUCCCUCAAUACCACCAAGACACUCUUAGCUUCUUCUGAGGAAAACCGUUCCAGAAUUUAUCAUUUAACUUAUGUCUCCAAUCAGUCUGACUUCAUUCCCAGCUUUGGCGAGCUGCAUUUCUUACCUGGUGACAGCGAGCUACAGAUUGCAGUAAAUGUCUUAGAUGAUGAUGUUCCUGAACAGCAAGAGAAUUUUCAGGUCCACCUGAAGAAUCCAAAGGGUGGGGCAGAGAUUGGAUUUGGGGGUCAAGUGACUGUUGUGGUUCCAAGCAAUGACAACCCCCACGGAGUGAUUGGAUUUGCACAGAAUUCUCUGUCUCUGGAUGUUGAGGAGUUGGAUCAAAAUCAUCAAAUCUCAUUCACAGUGGAGAGGAGAAGAGGGACAUUUGGCAGAUUGACUGUUCACUGGACUGCCAGUGGGAGUCUGGCGGACAUUUACCCCACUUCCGGAGUGGUUACAUUCUCAGAGGGUCAGUCGGUCGCCAUCAUUCCAGUGACUGUGCUGGCAGAUGAUAUUGCAGAGCUAAGCGAGAGCGUUACCGUUACCCUCAUGGAUGUGACCACAAUAGAGUUGCUGGACAUACAACAGGCUGCUGUUAUUGACAAGUUGCGGGCGAAAGCUCUGCUCACCAUCCUGUCAAAUGGUUCCCCCUACGGGGUGAUUGGAUGGCAUCUGGACUCUCAGAUUACUCGAACACAAGAACCGCAGGGCUUUCCAGUCAAUCUGACUUUGUCCAUAGUGCGGGAGCACGGCUCCUCUGGUGAUGUGGAAAUACUUUAUGAGACCAGGCCAGCCUUGAACCAACCUCCAUCCAACCAGGCCUCCGCAGAUCAGGACUACGUCGCCAAAAAUGACAGCCUUAUUAUUACAGAAGGAGCAACUUUGGCCUUUGUGACCAUUAUAAUCCUUCCGGAUGACAUCCCAGAACUGUCAGAGAAUUUCCUGGUAAACAUCACCAGUGUGGCGCUAGUUAGUGGGCUAGCUGAAGCGGGCCAGCCCUCAGUGAAGAGACCUGGCAUGGAAGUAGCUGAGGUAACCAUCCAGGAAAAUGACAACCCUCGAGGGAUCGUGCAGUUUGUUGUUCCUGAAGAUAGCCCUGAAGUUAUGGUGGCCUUUGAAAUGCCAGCAGCUGACAACAUUUUCCAACUGACAGUGGCACGACUUGCUGGUGCAACUGGAAGACUGAUCGCCUACUGGGAGGCUCAGCCCCUGACUGCUGAUCCAGAUGAUUUCAGCCCUUCAUCUGGCAACAUCACCUUCCAAGAUGGGCAGAGGGAAGCUGUGAUCGCGAUCACCAUUUUGGAUGAUGACCGUGUGGAGGCUCUGGAGAAAUUCAAAGUAACUUUGCUGCGGGUGAUUGGCGGCGCUCGGCUGGGAGAUGUGACCUCUGUCACAGUCAACAUUCCGGCCAAUGAUUCACCUCUAGGACGAUUUGGAUUCCAACAGCUCGAGGUUGCCGUGAUUGAGCCCGAGUUUGUCGACGAUUCCGCUGCUGUGGCUCAACUAGUAGUACUGCGCAGUGAAGGGGGGGAAGGGGCCGUGACACUGGCGUGGCAACUGGAAGGACAAGCUGUUCAUGACCUCUCACCUCUCAAUGGGACUCUUGUCUUCACUGAGACAGAAUCAAUGAAGACGUUUAUGAUAAGAGCCCUUGCUGACAGAGUUCUGGAGGGAGAUGAGCACUUCACUGUCAAGCUCUUUCCUCCAAGUGGCAGCGGUGCUGUCAUUGACCCUUUAAAUGGUUUGGCAACCAUCACUAUCAUAGCAGACAAGGCUGCCCUGGGGAUUAUAGGGCUGGAAGAGUCCUCAAGAAACAUUUUCAUUGGAGAACCUGAAGGAAUUUAUAAUGGCAGUGCUGUUGUCAACCUUGUUCGUGGGCCAGGUGUAUUCGGUGAGGUGCAAGUGCAUUGGAAUAUCACUCCUGCUUUGAUUGCUGAAUUCCAAGACAUUGCAGGCUCAGUAACAAUGAAAGACCAGCAAUCCUUUGCUUCUUUUAUUUUGAAGGCUGUGAAUGAUGAUUUUCCCGAGGAACGUCGCAAUUUCCAGCUAACGCUGACAUCCAUGACCCCAGGACUGAAACUCAGUCCCACUGCACAGCAUGCCAGUAUAACAAUGGCAGCCAGUGACAACCCUUACGGGGUGUUUUCUCUCACCCAGCAGCAGAUAAGCACAAUUGAAGAGGAGCAAACUGUGAAUGUGACAAUCAGUCGCACUUGGGGAAAUUUGGGAAGCGUGUGGGUUACCUACCAAACCUCAAGCAACACAGCAGUUAGUGGAGAGGACUUUGUCCCUGCUUCAGGACGGUUGCUGUUCACACCUGGUCUGACAUCACAACAUGUUUCAGUGCAUAUCCAUGAUGACAGUCUACCAGAAGGGCCUGAGAUUUUCUAUUUCAACAUCACCAAUGUGGAUUUAGUCAAUGCCAGUGGUGUGGAUUACACAGUGACCAAUUCAGGUCUCCAACUGGACCAACCUCCAGUCAUAGGCAACAACUCAUCUCUUGUUGUUGUAAUACUGGUAAAUGACAAUGCUGAGGGUAUCUUGGAGUUCUGGCAUGAUCAGAUCAACAUCACAAUUGAGGAGGAUGCAGGCAGUUUGUCGAUCCCAGUGGUGAGAACUUCAGGUUUCUAUGGAAUCAUCUCAGUGGAGUACAUUUCCAGAAGCCUCAGUGCCACUCCUGGUCUUGACUACAUUGCAAACAAUGGCUCGGUGACAUUUGUCCAUGGCCAGAAAAACAGUAGCAUUAAUGUUACGAUUUUGGAUGACAUGGAAAGUGAAUAUGCAGAAAUCUUCGAGAUCUUACUGGUUGGAACUACAGGGGGAGCAGUUCUCGGCUCUCACAAAGUCGCCAGGGUGACCAUCAACAAGAGCGACUCUCCGGGCGGUGUUAUCCGAUUCCUCAACGAAAGCCUAAUCACUAUCAACAACCCAAACGACAUACGAAAACUCACGCUGGUCUUGGAGAGGGCAGGAGGUGUUAUGGGCAAUGCAACGGUUGCUUGGAUCAUCCUUGGUCCAAACAGCAGAGAGGCUCUGCUUCCAUCCAAUACAGACAUUAGAGAGCCGUUAAAUGGGUCUUUUUUCUUCAGUGAUGGGGAGGAAGGCACACAGACUAUUGCACUUCGGAUUCUCCCUCAUGGUGAAGUGGAGGUGGAGGAAACUUUUGUAAUAGAGCUCAGACUUCUGACUGGGGAUGUCGACAUCGACCCUCAGGCUGGAGCCAUAACACUGAAGAUUGAAAGGUUUGGAGACCCAAAUGGUAUCGUUCAAUUUGCGGAGGAUGCACUUCAAGAGCGUGUGUACAAUGAACCCACAGAGGCAGAAGGUCCAAUCAACAUUUCUAUGCAAGUUACGCGUCGAGAGGGUGUCAUGGGUAAUAUUAUGGUUCACUGGCAGAUGGACUCUGAUUUUGACAAGGCUGGAGACUUUUUUGCCUUUUCUGGCACCGUGCUCAUCAUGGAAGACCAGAGGGACGCAGAAAUAGUCAUUAGCCUGAUGCCUGACACUGUCCCAGAGCUGGAGGAGUGCUACACUAUUCAACUGACAGCUGUAGAGGGUGGUGCUACACUGGACGCUAAUUCUAAUCUUUUACGCACUGAUAUUAGAGUGCGAGCAAAUGAUGACCCCCACGGUGUCUUCUCCUUGAAUCCAGAGCAGCAGUCUGUGUCAGUCGAGGGGUCUGGUGCUGAGAUUCAUAGGGUUCUGAUUAUGAACGCAACUCGGCUGGCAGGGCUUUUUGGCAAUGUCAGUUUGGACUACAGAAUCACUCACGGGACGGAUGAGAUCCUGGAUAUGGAGAUGUUUGCAGGUGGACAACCUGAAGGACAACUGUUGUUCACUGAAGGGCAGGUCUUCAGUAACCUCACUCUUCACAUCAGCAACCAGGCAUUUUUGUGCUUGGGUGGACGUUUCAUCGUAGAGUUGACUAAUGUAAGAAUGGUCAGUCCUUUACUUGGCACACCACCACGCCUCCACCACGAGUCCACUGUUGCUAUGGUGAUUGUGCCAGAGGAAGCCGCCAGCUCAGAGGUGGGUUUUGCCUCCCGGGCUUUAUUUGUUUCAAGUGUUGAUACAGGAACAUGUGAGGCAAAGGUGACCCGAACAGGGUUGUUUGGGGAUAUCAGGGUCCAGUGGAGGGCAGGGUAUCCUUCAGGACAGUCUCCACCUGCUUUUAGAAUUGGAGCAAUCAUUCCAAAUUCAGGCUCACUGGUCUUCUCCCAUGGAGAGAGGACAAAGAUAAUAGCUCUGACAGCCAUGACUGAUCCAUCUGAGCCAACUGCACAUGCGUUGCACCUCACUGGAGCCACCUCCAGUACUCCUGCGGUCAACUAUGUCAGGCUCAAGUCAGGAUUUACAUUGGCUGAAGUGGAGCCGCUGGGAAUCUAUCAGUUUUCUCCUGAUUCCCGCCAGCUGGUCAUUGAAGAGGACAUCCAGACUAUAACACUCUAUGUCCAGAGGCUCUACGGUUCGAAUAGCAGCAACACUCGCCUGUCCUACAUGACAAUAGCAGGCAGCGCAGCUGCAGGAGCUGAUUUCAUCUCUGUGCCAGCGGGCCGUUUGGCUUUUGACUCUCCUCGGCAAACCAACGCUUCCUUCCAGCUUUCAAUCCUUGAUGACCUCCUCUCAGAGCCAGAUGAAUAUUUUCAUGUCAACCUUACCGCCGUCGAAGUCUUCACUCCAAACUUGGUCUGGUCAGAUGUCUUCCCUCGAAUCAACCCUCCGCACAGUCUGGCAACUGUCACAAUCCUGGCGAGCGAUGUAACCAGUGGAGUGCUAAGUAUAGGCCCUGAACUGGUUGAAAUACCCGAGGACAAGGAUGAAGAGAACCAGCAGGAGCGAAGGGUUCUCCUAAGGGUGCGCAGGUCACAGAGUGUGGCUGAGAACGUACGAGUUAAGGUCCAAGCAUAUGGAGAGGGAAGUAAAACACCAUUUCCCUUCACCCUUGAGCCUGUUUUGCCUCUAGCGAAGGAGAAUCAGGACUUCUACUUGGAGUCCAACAUUGUGCAAUUGGCAGCUGGUCAGAAUGAGACAGAGGUGCUCCUCGUCAUCCUGGAUGACUCAGAACCAGAAGGCCAGGAGGUGUUCUUUAUCUAUCUCAGUGAUCCUGAAGGUGGGGUACAGAUCACUGAUAGACCCCGCCAGGGCUUUGGGUCCUUUUCCAAGAUCACUAUCCUUGGAAGCGACUUUCAUAAUGGCAUUGUAGGAUUUAGUCACAAUUCUCUGAUGGGCCAGGUUCUAGAUGAAGAUUCAGACAACAAAACAGUUCAGCUUUACGUGCAGAGGCAGGAAAACAGAGCCUUUGAGGAUGUGCAGGUUUUUUGGAGGGCUACUUUAAACAAAGAAGUUCCAACUCUUGUCAGCAAUGGAGUAAAUCUGACCAAACAGCUGGUGCACACAUUGGGAUUCAUGCUAUGUAAAAGAAAAGAGAUCAUCUGUGCUUUUACUUUGGAAGUCCAAGAUGAUGAGGAACCAGAAUACAGUACUUGGUUCUUGGUGGAAGUUUUUCAGGUGGGCUCAGGCGCCACCAUUAAUGAGACAAGCCGGUUCGCCAACGUCACCUUGGCAGAGAGUGACGAUCCACGAGGCGUCGUUUACUUCGACAUUAGCCACAGGUUGCCCACCGCCAUGCCGAUGACUACAAAGCUCAGUCUCCAGGUUUACAGAAGAGCAAGCACCGCUUCUACAAUGUCUGUACGGUACCGUACUCUGGAGCUUCCAAGGAAAGAUGUGUUCGGACCAUUUGUAAUCCAUCCCGCAAAAGAAGGAAUGGAUUUUCCUCAGCAGGAGGGCGAGCUGACCUUUGAUGUGGGUCAAAACAACACAUCCAUAGACAUUUAUCUAACCCCUGACCUGGCGUCACCUUUUCCCCGGCCUAAGCGCUUCCAAGUGGAGCUCUUCAAUGCAACAGGGGGCGCCAGAGUGCACGCUGACCUUGGCUACGCAAAUGUGACACUUGUCUCAAAUGUUGCCAGUGCAGCGACGUGGGCCUUGGUAGCAAAGUUGCAUCAACCCCUCAACUCGGCAACACUGAAUCAGGUGUUGCGAGGACUCAUUGAUGGGACCGCCUUGAUGCUGUCCCGAGAGCAGAUGACGGCUUUGCUUGAAGGUCUGGAGAAGGUUCUCGCAGUCUCCGACAGAGCACCUAUUCACGAAAGCAGCCGCAAUUUGACCUAUGACCUGCUGUGUGUGUUAGCCAACCCCAGCAGAGCCGACACGCGGGGGCUUAGCCACCUUGCGGAAGUGGCUGAACGAUUGGCAUUUUCCAUCAUCACGCACAGUCAUUGUGGGAUAGGGGGCACCAUCCUGGACACAUGUGCACAUUUGUCCAUCUCUGCCUUCCAGUGGUAUCCCACACAAAUCAAUGGACACAAAUUCAGAGGGCGUAACACGGACUUUUUCCAGCUUCCCGACACUCUGCUGCCAGUGCCGGCCGUCUCCACCCCGGACUGCAGGAACCUCAGCCGUAUUCAGCUGAUGGAGUUUAGAAAUGACCUCUGGUUUUUCACCAACAACACAUCAACCGCUCUCAAUGGCAAGGUUUUCUCAGUCAGUUUAGAGGACAGAAGGUCAAGACCCCUUGGAGAUGGUAAAGAGGUGAUAUAUCGUAUCCACACUGGUGGUCAGCCACUUAAACCAGGACGUUCUAUGUGCCUUCUCUGGAACCAGACCACUGCAAGCUGGUCGUCAGAUGGUCAGUACUGCAGGGUUGUGAAAGAGAGUGGGAGCUACGUGGAGUGUGCCUGCUCCCACUUGUCGAUCUACACGGCCUUUGCAGAGUUUGCCCCCCUUGCGUCAUACAACGAUGCCUUCUAUGCCUCCGGGUUCAUCUGCAUCUCAGCCUUUGCACUGGCCAUUAUAGCACACAUCCUGUGCUCCCGUUUCCCUAUGUUUGCUGCCAAAUUGCUCGUUCACAUGAUGGUUAGCUGCCUCGGAACACAGAUCUGCUUCCUGGUGUCAACUUUCCGUGGCCGGGUGUUUUCCGAGGACAGCUGUGCAGCUGUGGCGCUCUUCUCUCACUAUUUCCACCUCAGCCAGUUUUUUUGGAUGCUCAUACAGGCAGUAAAUUUCUGGCAGGUGCUUGUAAUGAACGAUGAGCACACGGAGCGCCGAUACCUGCUGUACUUCCUUCUGGGCUGGGGUCUUCCUGCUCUCGUCAUCAUCAUCCUGGUCAUCGUGCUCCUUGGAGGCUUCGACUGGAACAUUCACGCUGUCUACGGAUUGGUGCAAGGGGAUGUGUGCUUCAUCCCCAACAUCUAUGCUGCUCUGUGCACUGCUGUGCUGGUGCCACUCAUCUGCUUGGUUGCUGUGCUGGUCAUCUUCAUCCAUACCUACCAGGUCUCUCAGCAGUGGAAGGCUUACGAUGACGUCUAUCGCGGACGUGCAAACAGCACAGAGGUGCCACUGGUCCUUUACCUGUUCCUGCUCAUCUUUCUGGUGUGGUUGUGGGCAGGACUUCAUAUGGGCUACAAGCAGAUGUGGAUGCUUGUCCUCUACAUCAUCUCCAACUGUCUGCUGGGACUGUAUGUGUUUGCAGUCUACUUUGUCAUGCACAACCAGCUGUGUUGGCCUGCUAAAGCCACUUACAACGUGGAAAUGAGUGGUCAAGACAGUCCAGACUCCACCUAUACAGGAGGGGGUCCUACCACCAUUGGGGCUGACAUCAACAAAUCAACGCAGAACCUCAUCAGCGCCAUGGAAGAGGUGUCAGCCGACUGGGAGCCUACAUCUCUGAGGACCAGUGCUCAGGUCACGGGCGGCUUCAAGGCCAGUCCAAUGAUGGGGACGUACCCUGCCGAGGGUGGCUUCAUCAACGCCGACCUGGUCACUGCAGACGAGGAGUCCCAGGAAUUUGAUGAGCUCAUAUUUGCCUUAAAGACUGGGAGCGGUCUGAACGUGAGCGACAAUGAGUCCGUCCCAGGCAGCCACGACGGGGGCAGCGUGAGCAGCUCCCAAAUCGUAGAGCUCCGAAGGAUCCCCAUCGCAGACACGCACCUUUAACACCGGUCAUCCUCAUAGAACAACAUAGUAUUUUUAUACCACGACGGCAUUUGUUUGCACUAAAUGAUUUCAUUUUUAUUUUUUGGCGGGAUAGAACAUUUUCACAUAGAGCUUUGAUAUGAUUUGUACCGCUUUUAUAUGGACGUAUGAACCUGUAUCAGAAUGUUGUUCUAAAUUAAUGGAUGCAGUCUGACUGGAAGUUUUGUAGCAGUCUACUAAAUGUGAUAG
Syngnathoides biaculeatus (alligator pipefish) is the source of this 19236-nucleotide messenger RNA. RefSeq names its product adhesion G protein-coupled receptor V1 (gene adgrv1). Gene Ontology annotation, biological process: cell communication; G protein-coupled receptor signaling pathway; cell surface receptor signaling pathway. Bases 295 to 19008 code for a protein of 6237 amino acids. Gene Ontology annotation, cellular component: membrane. The record is from RefSeq and is a predicted model, not a curated record. NCBI's taxonomy places the organism in Eukaryota, Metazoa, Chordata, Actinopteri, Syngnathiformes, Syngnathidae. Gene Ontology annotation, molecular function: G protein-coupled receptor activity. The transcript has 94 exons.